Molecule: messenger RNA, 1410 nt
Organism: Bathycoccus prasinos
Lineage: Eukaryota; Viridiplantae; Chlorophyta; Mamiellophyceae; Mamiellales; Bathycoccaceae
Product: PREDICTED: pleckstrin homology domain-containing family M member 1-like
Exons: 1
Coding region: 1-1410 (469 amino acids)
Source: RefSeq, a predicted model, not a curated record
AUGAAGACGAAUAAGACGAUGAUUUCGACGCACGUCAUAGAUGCUUUAGAUGAAUUCUACGGCGUGCGACGAGAAAGAAGAAGAACAACAACAACGGAUGAUAAUCAAAGAGGAGGAUUGAUCGAAGAAGAAGAUAUGAACGUGUUUGACGAAGACGUCGUCUGUUUGUCCUUCGAAAACAAUACUCACAUUAACGAGAAGAAGAAGAAGGAAGAUGGGAAGCAACUUAAUAAUAAUAAUAAUAACGGUAUUAUUGACGACGACGACGACGACGAUAAGAGAAAUACGAUGAUGAUGAGAGCUACUAAAACGAAUAAUGAUAAAACGACGCAAACAAUUAAAUCUUCCAAAACCGGUCUGUUCGAUGGCAUACACAACGGUAUCUUUUCAAUCGGGAGGGGCGUCUCUACGGGAGCAAAGUUUAUGGGAGAUACGGUCGUUUCCGGCGUCGCGGUGACGACGAAUGCGAGUUUAUAUUUAGGAAAAACGACCGUAAACAUUGGUAAAGACGCGGUGAUGCAUUCAUUUAACGCGAUAUCGUCGACGUUGAUUACAACAGCGACGACGACGAUGACGACGACGCCUUCAGAUGUGGACGAAGAGUUAAUCGAUGACAUGUCCAACGUCUUGUUAUCCGAAGCGCCGCCUCGUCCAAGAGGCCUUUCGAUUGAGACGAUACUUUUAGAUGCCACCACAAACACAAAACGAAUAGCAACAACAACAACAACAGCAACAACAUUAGCAUCGUCAUCCCUCGCGACGUGUAUGUGUUUAUGUGGCAACCGAAUAGAAAAGGCGAAAAUGGAGCAGAGAGUGUGUUCGUAUUUACGAGUCGUCGUAUGCGAAAGCUGCUUCGCCGGAGACACUCGAAUCAUACCGCGCGACGUCUUGCACCGAUGGGAUUUCACGGAGAAGCCGGUGUGCAAACAAUCUUUGCGGUUUUUAGAAGACGCGUACGCGAUACCGGUGAUUUCUUUGCGAAAACUUGGAGAAGUGAAUCGAUAUUAUUACUCGACGAGUAUUUCUUCCAAAGAAGAGUUUACUCGUUUGCGCGGCUUUCUGGAUUUGCAGAUAAAGGUCGCCUCUCUCUUCCACCGCGUGGGCGAAAAGUUAAGGCCGCACAACAUGGAAAAAGAUGACGAGGGGAAGAAGGAGGACGACAAUGACGACAAUGACGACACAGACGAUGACGAUGCUAGUAAGAACAAGAAGAGAAACCGUAAAGCGCUCUUACACUUUCUCGCGUCCAUACCGGACGACAAGCGAAGGCUCGUCAGAGGCGGAGACGACGCCAAAGUUUCCAUCAAAGAGCUCAAAGAGUUGCACGAAUUUCGCAAACAGAGCGAGAUUUGCGAGUAUUUGAGCGCGAUCGAAGACGAAGUCGUCAACGUGUUAGAGAGUUCUUUAUAA